GGCACUUGGACUUUGGGAUCAUUACUGGCUGUCUCGCCUUAUAAAUUGCAGAUCCUCAACCUCUCAACACAAGCACUACCUAGCUGACUCGAAGGUACACUUGGAAACUCAGAUCUAAGAGCCAUGAAGGUCCUUGUCGUGCUCGUCUUGGCCGUUUUCAGCGGCUGCAAUGCCAACCUCUUCUAUGCUGAUGCACCCAAGCCACAGAUGGAAGUGGUGACAGAUGCUUUCUGGAAAUAUGUUGAAAAAGUCACCCAGACAGCAGACGACACCCUCCAGAUGAUCAAAAAGUCUCAGUUUGGACAGGAUGUCAGUGCCCGUCUGACAGAAAGCACCGACAUGGCCAGCCAGUAUGCAGUCUCCCUCCAAGAGCAGCUUCCCCCUGCAGCCCAGGAUCUGAUUGCCAAAGUCACCACUGAGGCUGAUCUGUUGAAAGACCGUGUGACCCAGGAACUCGGCACAGUCAGGGAGAGGCUAGGCCCUUACACCGAUGAUGUGAAGGCCCAGAUCCAGCAGAGAGUAGAGCAGCUGAAACAGGAGUUGGCCCCCUACACAGACUCCGUGGACACUGAAGCCCUGAGGGCCACCAUUAUGCAGAAGACAGAGGAGCUGAAAACCAGCCUGGAGGAGAGCGUGAAGGGCAUGCAGACUCAGCUGGGCCCCUACACCGAUGACCUGAAGCAGAAGGUGGACCAGCACCUCCAGGAUUUCAAGGAACGUGUGGUCCCCGUGACUGAGAGGGUCCAGAGCGAGUUCACAGAGAGGGCACAGCGUGUGAAAGAAAUGGCCGCCCCCUACGUUGAUGAUCUGAGGGAAAAGCUGAACCCAUAUGCACAGGACCUCCAGGCUCGUCUCACCUCCCUAUACGAGUCCUUUGUCAGGGCUAAGUAAGGCAACUUUCUCCUCACAUUAAGCAAAAAGAAACUGCAUCCUAAGAUACACUAUUCUCUGAGCCCCAGAAACAUGUCCAUAUUGUUGUGACAACACAAAUCCACCUGUUUUGAAAGUUUCCAAUGUAAUUAGAUAUAUUGACAGUGUUAAAAAGUAUGUGUUGGUGCUGUGACCACACACUGUUUUCUCUUCCUGUUUUGUGAAAAAUAAUUAAAGCAAAAUAUAACCUUG
This is a messenger RNA of Mugil cephalus (flathead mullet), 1122 nucleotides long. RefSeq names its product apolipoprotein A-I-like. The record is from RefSeq and is a predicted model, not a curated record. Gene Ontology annotation, biological process: very-low-density lipoprotein particle remodeling; cholesterol efflux; positive regulation of lipid biosynthetic process. Bases 124 to 891 code for a protein of 255 amino acids. The transcript is spliced from 4 exons. NCBI's taxonomy places the organism in Eukaryota, Metazoa, Chordata, Actinopteri, Mugiliformes, Mugilidae. Gene Ontology annotation, cellular component: high-density lipoprotein particle; chylomicron; extracellular region. Gene Ontology annotation, molecular function: phospholipid binding; phosphatidylcholine-sterol O-acyltransferase activator activity; cholesterol binding.